GUUCCGCCCAUCAUGCCCGCCCCGCUCCUCCUGCUCCGCGCUCUGCUCCUCCGGGCUCUCAGUAGUCGGGCGGCGGUGUCCGGGGGUCGGCAGCUCCUGCGGGGGGCGCUCUGGGCCCGGGGCCGCCUCUCCCUCCUGCUCCGCCGGCUCUGGGACUAUCUGACAUCCGAACAAUUCCGGCAAAGCCUCCUCAGCUGUGUCCUCUGCCUGCUCAGCCUGGCCAGGAAGGAGACCACGAGGAGCAGCACAUAAAUCCGGUGGACCGCAACACGAAGGCCACACGACCGCCACACGCCCGCCACACGACCGCCACACGCCCGCCACACGCCCGCCAUGAGGAAGCCACAGCCAUUUACUAUUGGGACGAGACUCUCCAUCCCUAAGUGUCCAGAUUUAUCUACCUCCAGUCCUGGGGCAGAUGGCGCCUUAAAGCCCCCGCACAUCCACGACCCCCUCUGUGGGCACCUGGUGCAGGACUCCCCCCCGUCUCCUCCGCGGGGCGCCGCACACCCACCGGACUCUUAUAUCACAGAUGGGGAUCAUUUCUGUCCUGGAUCUCUGGUUCGUUCCAUCAAAAAGAUCGCCCUGUCCAGGCCGGCAGAGGGCGCGGUGCUGAGGGCGUGGCCUGCGGCCAAAACCGUACACGGGAACUGUAAUAAUAACAACAGCCGCGGACUGAGUCACGUGACACCGGGCGCCGCUGACCUGCCGCAGUCUGUGAGGGAUCCACGACUGAUAAUUGGCGUGGCGGAAUGUCAUAGGACGGCCAAGGGUCCUGGACCCCCCUGUGAUUCUUUGAGGACUUCGCCCCCCGACAUCAUACAGCUCAGCCGGGAGAUCAAGCAGGUGGAGAACUGGGUGCAGUGUAAACUACAGGAGGUGACUGAAGAGGGCGACACCUCAACCCUCCAGAGAGACCUCCAGACCUACGAGGGGUCCGUGCUGCAGCUGAGCCAGAUGGUUGAUCAGGUGUCCAGGGCCCAGCCCCCCGGCAUGGCCUCAGUCCGCUCCCAACUCCACACUCUGAGGGACCAAUGGCAACUACUGAAGAAGAUGGCCGUCAAUCAGAACUGCGCACUGGGCGGGGCCACAGCCCUGCUUGAGUUCAAUAAGAAGGCAGAUGAGUUGGAAAUGUGGAUGAGGGAGAAGGAGGAUAUUCCCCCCCUUCACCUCCUCCUGGACGAGAACCUGGACAAAGUGCAGAUAACCCGCAAAAUCCUGGACCUGAAGCAGGAGCAGAUCCGUUACUGCAGCCUGCAGGAGAACAUCAACAACCUCGCCCAGAAACUGGAGAAACUGGGGCGUCCGGAGAGCCGAGCCGCGGCCACCCGCCGGAAACACCUCAAUCGCAUGUGGCUGCGGCUCCAGACAUCACUACAUGAACAUCACCAGACCCUGCAGUGGGCGCUAGAGGCAGCGUCUCUGUGGCAUCAAUCAGACACCAUCCUGAGGACCCUGGAGGAGAAGAGCCGCAGUGCGGUGGCGCUGAGCAGAGAUGGCGGUCAUACAGAUCAGGAUCUCAGGGACAUCGGCAGACAGAUCAUGAUGUUGGAUGUCACCAUCUCCCAAGUGUCCAGACUCCAUCCUCUGCUGUCAUCCAGAGCGCUGCACAAGUACCAGCAGAUGAAGGAGCGAUGGGCCCGACUCCAGCACACACUCAGAACGGCCCCGUCCAGAAGAGAAGAGGGCGACCCUGUGACCCCGCAGCAGAGCAGCGUGGGAAACCAAGAGCAGAGCCUCCUGGGAUGUGUGGUCCCUGUGUGUCAGAUCGAGAAGACGAAUAUUGGGAAAUCCACCGCACUGAGCGCGCUCUCUCCACAGCGACAAACAGAGGUCAGAGGUCGCCAUCAAAGCCAGACCACGAGGUCAGCGACCUCCGAGCCAGGAGCCAAUCACAGUCCUCAAAAAGGUCACCAGCCGCCCAGACCACCCCAGACCCCCGAGGUCAGACAUCUUCUUCAGGAGCUCGGCUCUGCCUGUCAGUGGCUGCAGGGUGUGGAGCGGCUGUUAUCAGAGCCGGCCGCCAUGAGGAGCCCCGAACUGAUCCGUAAGGACCUGAAACAUGUAUCACUGCUGGAGCGCGAGGUGAGGGCGCGAGGGGCAGCGCUGCACGGUCUGCGAGGAAACGUCCGGAAACUAAAAACAGCGGUGACUGAGGAGGUAAAGGAGAAGGUCCAGGAGGUGGAGGAGAGGUUCCAGACGCUCCAGGACGCUUUCCCGCGCCGGGUCUCCGAUCUGAGGGACACUCUGGUUCUGUCCGAAUUCAUGAAGGUCGUACAAAUGGAGGAAGAGCGGAAGAAGAAGGAAACGAUGACUGCGCCAGAUGCCGUCCGCGGUGACCCCAACGCCCCGUCCACCCACCGGACAGAGACCUUCACCCCAUUGGAGGAGCUGCAGGAGGCCGUGGAGAUGCUGAAUGAGGCCGCCGCAGAGCGAGAACGAGCGCUGAGCGCUACCAGGGAGACCGCGGAGCUAGAGGGCAAGGUCUCCACUCUGGGCCACAUGAUGGCGGCCGCCCGCGCCAAACUACAAGAUGUCCGCUCCUGUGCGGAGGCCGCGGAGAAGGAGUUUGUGACUGUGAAGAAAGAAACGGAGUUGAGAGAUCUGAGGGGAACGUUCACCCUACAGGAAGAGGUGGAGUCAGACAUAUCUGCGGUGAUCGGGCCGGAGGUUCGGAGGCUGCAGGACCUUCACCCGUUCCGGUCGGUCGGGGGUCUGGAGGCCGCGCUCAGGACGUGGACAGAUCUACAGGAGCUCGUGAGCGAGAAUCAGGCGCAAAUACAGAGGACGGAACGGCUCCGGGAAUUCUUCCUGCGCUACCUGAAGAUGAUAUCAUGGACGGAGGUCACCAGAGGUCAGAUCGUGUCGGAGAGCCCCCGGAGCCGUUUCAGCUCUGCACAGAGGGAGGAGCUAGAGAGGAGGAUGGAGGGGAGGCUGAAGGAGUUUGAGGCCUUGGCUGGGAUUGGCUGGAGGCUGAUUGGAGAGGAUCACACGCUGGCCCGGAUGAUCCAGGAGCGGCUGGAGGAGGUUCAGGGGCUGCUCAGCUGGUUACUCAUGAGGUGGAAAGACCAGAAACACAAAAGGAUUAUGGGAAACCAGACGCCAAAGAUGAAGACGAGCGAAGAUGAUGACAACAUGAAGGAACUAAAGAUCGCCCUCGGCUCCGCAGCCUUAGAGUUUGAGUGUCCGGAUGAUGAGGAUGUGAUCCCUCCCCCGGCCCCCAGGGGCCCCACUCUGCGCAAAUACAGGAGGAGGGCCCUCAGUCCUAUACUGUUCCAGCCUCUGCCCUGCAGGCCCACAGUGGGCAUUGACGUGGAGGAGGGACGACACCAGGACGGUCCCAGGAAGUGCGCCAAGGGGCCCUUAUGGUUGGAGCCCAAGAAUUUACCCAGAGAAUCCGUGAGCCCCGAACCCCAGGAAGAAGCCAUGAUGGUCAGUGUUUAUCUGAACACAAAGGAAGCACCAGGCACUUACCAAAGUCUGACUGUGCCCCGAGUUUCCAGGACCGUUCUCCCCUCUGGACACAGCUCCUUUGUGUCUUCCUUGGACUCUUCCUCUGCUGAUUUACCAAAGAUCAGAUCCAACAUAUUCUUCAAGAGUCUCAGGAGGAAGGAGAAAGCUGAGAGAUGUACAAUACAAGGGAUUAUGGGACUUUACUCAGACAGAAAAACCGACACCAAAGAUUCCACCAGAUACCAGACCUCUACAUGGCCCCCAAAGCAGGAGAAGAAAGUCACCGCUCCAGGGACAAAUAUGGAACAUGAAACCUUUCUAAACUAUGUAAAAAACCCGCUCAGCAAGGACAUCGAUGCCCAGUGUGGACCUGGUACUAAGAAGCCGCAGCCUAAAAGUCUUCUACCUAGUCAACAUGCAAUGCCCAGUUGUGGCCCACGUCUUACUAUAGGUAGUGUCCUCACCCUACACAUCUCUAAGGAGCCUGACGUAUUGGACAAUAUCCAGGACACAAUUACUGUAAUACCUGCAGAUGACUCAGGGGAAAAGCCCAAACCUGCAGCUGAGAAGAUGGAGACAGAAGAAGCCUCACCCAUCCAUGGAGGAGACAACCAGAUGUCAGGAACCAGGGCAUGGCUGGAAGCGCUGACUGGUACCUCAGGAUAUUGUAGGCAGAAUAUUCAUGGGUAUUUGAAGUCCAUGGCCAACGAACAGGAGUCUCGUGACUUGGAGAACUUAAUCGAAAACUUUGAAGAAGACAGACUUUCCCCUAUUGUCUUAAGGCAACUUGAUCCUGACUGGGAUACACAUGAAGAAGCCUUGACGUCACCAAAGAACCUUGAAGAUGCUUCACCAAGCUGUGACCUCUCCAAUUCCCGAUGUCAUAGUGGAGGAGCUACCACCAUGUGUCCAGACCACCGAGAGACCAGAGGAGCUACCACCACGUGUCCAGACCUUCGAGAGACAGAAAUACACACUACCAAUACAUCUCUAAUCCUCAGGGACACAAGAGGACUUACCACCUUAUCUACAGUCCUUCAAGACACAAGAGGAGCUACCACCACACGUCCAGACCUCCGAGAGACAAGAGGAACUACCACCACGUGUCCAGACCUCCGUGAGGCAAGAGGAGCUAUAUGUACUCCUAUAGUCCUCCAAGAGACAGGACAAUCUACAACCUCAUCUCCAAUCCUCAGAGAGACACUUGGAGCCUUCAAUGUGAAGAAGCAUUCCGAUAAUGGACAACCUGCACCAAUGUUUUCCUUUGGCUGUGUCCUCCACACAUGUGAACCAUCUCACCAGUCACAUGACCACUACAGUCCCGUGGAGACUUCAUAUGACAAAAGGAUGUUCUCAAAGACCAAUUCACCUCCAGAAGUUCUCCAUCCAGACCAGGAAUUCUUGGAGAACGAUGAUGAGGAACUGGAAGGCAUCUGGAACAAUGCCAAGAUGGCUCCAUUGGUGUGCCAAGCACAGGCACCUCACGACCUGAUACCCAAAAACGUGGUGAGGGGUAGUCUGUCUCCAGUGAAACCCAAACCUCAUAGAGAACCAUAUGGCCAGGUUUUGAUGGGGUCCCAACCCAACAUGUUGGUGGCCACGUUCACUCUGCCGGCUUCUGCCUUGUUAGCUACAGAGUCUGUGACAGAGAAAAGACCCAACAAUUGUAAGGAGAAGAGUCCGAGUACAGUGCCAGCCCCCCCACACAAGCAUCCAGAGGAGAUCAGUGAAGGAAGAUCAGUGCCAAGUCCACAGGCUCCUCCACCCGAGACUGUAGAAGAGGCAUCCAUGUUCAAGGUGACCCGGAGACUGGACUUCCACCUUAUGGAGGGCUCCUUGGAGAAGAAACACGUCCUGCAGGUUGGGGGCCGGAAGGCCUCCAACCGCACGUGGGGGACGUUCUAUGCGGUUCUGGUGCGGCGGACCCUCUGCUUCUACUAUGACCACAAACAUUCUACCAAGAGAUCGGCGUCUUCUCCCCCCCUGCACCUUACUGGGGCCGUCUGCACCCUGGAAUCAGACUAUACCAAGAGAGACAACUGUUUCCGGCUGCGAUUAAUGGACGGCUCUGAAUAUCUUUUUCGGGCGCCGACCCCGGAGUCCCUCCAGCAGUGGGUGAAAAGACUGCGUCACAACUCAGGGAUGGAGGACGCGGAUCUUCUGCGGGGGGCAGCAGUGGCCUCUGACCGAUCCCCAAGAAUCAGGUCCCUGAUGCCGGAUUUGUGCCAGUCUGAACCAACGCGAGCCGAUCCAUCUUGGAAGGAGGGGGAGACUAUGACAGCUGGAAUCCCAAAGAAUAACUCCCAUCAUCUGCUGCUGGAGGGUGCGGACCCCGAGAGUAACGGGACAACAAGGAGGAGGUCACAGUCCUUCAGCUCCGUCGUGUAUCAGAAGGUGCCAUCGGUGUCGGGCCCCCAGGACUCCUCCUUCUCGGUGACCCUUUACAUUGAUGACCCCCUGAUCCCCCGUAUUCGCUGUCAUUCCUUUGCCGCUCCGCAGGGGGCGCUGCUCAGCAGACACACAGCCCACCUGAGGCCACAGAAUAAAUCCGUCUUCAGAAAGUUUUUCCGUAAGAAAGAAUGAGACCUGUAAACCCUACUGCAAGACCAGAGGAUUGUGGACCCAGGGGCCCUACUGCAAGACCAGAGGAUUGUGGCCCCAGGGGCCCUACUGCAAGACCAGAGGAUUAUGGGACAUGAGGGAAUCAGUGAGCGCCCAGGACUCUGCAGUGGUCAUGUGACCUGAAAUACUGCGCCCAGGAAACCUGCACAAAGAACAAUCUAUUCACUGGGUAUUUAUUACUACUGGGGGGGGGGGGUGAGGAGAGCUCAGCCCACUGUAUGAUGACAUCACUACGCCAAAAUACCCACCGCUGAUCCCAUUAUAUACAUCACAUGUACAAUACAUAGAAACUGCUUUACUGGGGAGAGUGUAGUGUACACCCAGCAGAAUAGUGAGUACAGCUCUGGAGUAUAAUACAGGAUAUAACUCAGGAUCAGUACAGGAUAAGUAAUGUAUGUACAGAGUUAUCUCACCAGCAGAAUAGUGAGUACAGCUCGGGGAUAUAAUACAGGAUAUAACUCAGGAUCAGUACAGGAUAAGUAAUGUAAUAUAUGUACACAGUGACCUCACCAGCAGAAUAGUGAGUACAGCUCUGGGGAAUAAUACAGGAUAUAACUCAGGAUCAGUACAGGAUAAGUAAUGUAAUGUAUGUACACAGUGACCUCACCAGCAGAAUAGUGAGUACAGCUCUGGGGUAUAAUACAGGAUAU
Molecule: messenger RNA, 6725 nt
Organism: Hyla sarda
Lineage: Eukaryota; Metazoa; Chordata; Amphibia; Anura; Hylidae
Product: spectrin beta chain, non-erythrocytic 5-like
Exons: 30
Coding region: 334-6036 (1900 amino acids)
Biological process (GO): actin cytoskeleton organization; muscle cell development
Cellular component (GO): cell junction; cortical actin cytoskeleton; Z disc
Molecular function (GO): phospholipid binding; actin filament binding
Source: RefSeq, a predicted model, not a curated record